Molecule: messenger RNA, 461 nt
Organism: Strongylus vulgaris
Lineage: Eukaryota; Metazoa; Nematoda; Chromadorea; Rhabditida; Strongylidae
Source: the annotation of a GenBank genome assembly
AUGUUGUCAUGCCAGGGACCAUAUGUGGUUCGUAUGCGCGAUGGGAAUGAAGCUGUGAUCCCGAGCGCUUCUACAAUGCGUCUCGAUCGUCGUGCAAUUAAAUCAGUUCACUUCUCGAAUUACAGCUUACUCAAGGAGAUGGUUAACGCGGUACCAUUACAAUACAGCGGGGAUGUACAGUCUAACGGGUUGCCCCCAAAACCACAAAUGACAAAUGGGGAGGCGAAGAAGUCUUCUUCGUGGUGGUUUGGCAAAGCCAAUGAGGAGCGCUCAUCUGAAGCUGUUUCAAAUCCAACUGUUAUUCUGCCGGAAGUCCCAGAAAAACCAUUCGCUCGCCAGCUCACUCGUAACGAGCAAAAAGACUGCCUUAUUAUUGGUGAGCAGCUUCUAGUGUUUAUCAGGCUGAACAAAAAGUACUGUCAGUUCGUGAUAACUUUUGUUUUGCUCAUAUCUUUAUAGUA